AUGGCUGAUAUUGAGGAACGGCUGCGAAGCCAUGCACAGGCCUUUGAUGGACUGCUUUCUCUAAUUCCGGCGAAAUUCUAUUACGGGGAAGAUGGCAGCGACCAAUGGAAGCGGAAAAAGCAGACGAAGGAACAGGCGCGCGAAGCGAAGCGGGCGAAACUCGACCCCGACUCGGCCAAGACAGCAAAAGACGUGAUGGAUGAGAAGGCGCGCAAACGUAAGAGGGGUGGAGACGAAGAGGUUGAGGACGAAGACGCAGAUUCAUCCGAUGACGGCGAACUAGGCUCAGAACAGCCGAGAGAGGGGUUGAAGAGGGGCGACGCCGUGGCCAAGAAGCAGAAACAAGACGAGGCUUCUGAGAGUCCUGAAGAGGCUGGUAAAAAGGCAGAAGAGGCGGAGGCCCGCAGAAAACUGAAGGAGGAGAAGAAAGCUCAGAAGAAGCAGAUUCAAAAAGAGAAGAAAAAGGCAAAAGAAGCCGCCAAAAAAACUCAAGGAGAAGACAAACGGGCUGAAGAGCCCACAAACGAUGCUGCCAACUCAAAGACUGCUGAGAAACCUCAAUCCUCAAAGGCCGAAGAUUCUGAUGUUGACGGUGAGGAAGAUGCUGCUGCCGAAAAGCUUUCCCUCGAGUUUAACGAAGAAGAGAACUCCACAUCCUCUGCCCCUAAUUCCCCGGCAUUCGACACAUCCAAUCCCCAAUCGGGCAGCUCUUCUAUAUCAUCCAUCGUUCCUCCAUCCAACACCGCCAAUCCUUCCUCCUCCGAACCCAAACCACUCAAACCCACACCUGAAGAGCUGAGACAAAGGUUACAAAAGCGACUAGACGAACUCCGCGCAGCUCGUCAAGCGGAUGGCCUGAACGGCAAGCCGGCUCGAAAUCGACAAGAGCUCAUUGAAGCGCGUCGACAAAAGGCUGAACAGCGAAAAGCACACAAGAAGCUCCUCCGUCAAAAGGCGAAGGAAGAAGAGCAAAAAGCCAAAGACGAAGCCAUGAACCGCCGUUUCUCGCCGGGGGGCUCCGGCUCACUCCUCGCAUCCCCCCGAUCCCCCGCCGACUCAGUAGGGUCAGGGAACUACGCCUUCGGCCGUGUCGUCUUCUCUGAUGGCCAAAUUGCCGACCCUUCCCUAUCUGAACUACGUGAGAAACCUAAAGCACACGGCCCGCGCGAUCCCGCUUCAGCCCUCAAAGCCGCUGAGGCCAAGAAAGCGCGUCUUGCAGCCCUUGACGAGGAGAAGCGCGCCGAUAUCGAAGAGAAAGACAUGUGGCUCAAUGCAAAGAAACGCGCACAUGGCGAACGAGUCCGGGACGACACCUCGCUACUAAAGAAAGCCCUUAAGCGCAAGGAAUCCGCCAAGAAGCGCUCCGAGCGCGAGUGGAAGGAGCGUCUUGAAACCGUCAAACGGGGUAAAGACAUGAAGCAACAGAAGCGUGAAGAGAACCUGCGCAAACGCAGAGAAGAAAAGGGCAAGUCUGGAGGUGGCAAGAAAGGCGCUGCCGGGGGCAAGGGUGGGAGCAAGCCCCGGCCUGGCUUUGAAGGCAGCUUCAAGGCCAAAGUUGGAGGUGGGAAGAAGAAAUAA
Molecule: messenger RNA, 1578 nt
Organism: Aspergillus nidulans FGSC A4
Lineage: Eukaryota; Fungi; Ascomycota; Eurotiomycetes; Eurotiales; Aspergillaceae
Product: putative 60S ribosome biogenesis protein Rrp14
Exons: 3
Coding region: 1-1578 (525 amino acids)
Cellular component (GO): nucleus
Source: RefSeq, a predicted model, not a curated record